This is a messenger RNA of Trichosporon asahii var. asahii CBS 2479, 3234 nucleotides long. RefSeq lists its product as uncharacterized. The transcript has 5 exons. The record is from RefSeq and is a predicted model, not a curated record. The coding region runs from base 1 to 3234 and encodes 1077 amino acids. NCBI's taxonomy places the organism in Eukaryota, Fungi, Basidiomycota, Tremellomycetes, Trichosporonales, Trichosporonaceae. Gene Ontology annotation, molecular function: DNA binding; zinc ion binding; DNA-binding transcription factor activity, RNA polymerase II-specific. Gene Ontology annotation, biological process: DNA-templated transcription; regulation of DNA-templated transcription.
AUGUACAACAACGGCCGCGCCAAUACAGGAGUAUCGCCCGAACAACGGCAACCCGAUCCUCACAAUCGACCACCUGUCCACACACCGACGUCCGCACGAUCAAUGGCCGCCGCUGGCAUGGCAGACUACACCAAUAGGUUGGCCCCAUCUUAUCAGGCCGCCCCCGAUCCUCCAGGUGUCGGGGGCGGUGUAUGGGCGCCACCCGGACAAGGGGGCUUUCAACAGGCUCCGAUGUUCGCACCACUUGGCCCACCGAUGGGUUACGAUGCGGAAGGAAUGGGAAGAGACGCCCGGUAUGGAUAUCCCGGAGGCCAGCCGCAAGGAAUGAACGGUUAUCUACCCCGACUAGACAUGGGCUACAUGAACAUGGGAGGUGUCUGGGAUGACAACCAAACCUCGCCACAGCGGAGAGACGGCGAGCGUGGCCCCCUGUCCGCGGUGACAGACCCCGGUUCGCGCCCUCCGACGAGUGGGGCAAAUGGUGUUCCACCAGGCUACCCCGGCGGCGUUCAAGUGAAGGAGGAGCCACCGACCAAUGGCCAGCCCGUCGUCGCUCAGCCGCAGCAGCCCGAAGACGGCGAAAACAAGCCAGAUCACCGCAAGCGAAAACGCAACCGCACUAUCCGGUCCUGCGUGCCUUGUCACAAUCACAAGCGAAAGUGCGAUCGGAAACGUCCUUGCGGAAGAUGCACUGCUCUUGGCCUAACUGGAUCAUGCGUGUACGAAGUGGACGAGGCUCGUGAUCCGAACGACCCAGAUGUCAUCGAAACGGACCGAUUGCGUCGACGCAUCGCGGAAUUGGAGCAAGUCGUCCGCGAAUUGCGCCAACGGCACCCACCUCGUACAUCGGCCGCUCAGCAGGCUGCUCAACAGGCUGCUCAACAGGCUGCUCAACAGGCUGCUCAACAACAACAACAGCAGCAAGCCCAGGCCCAAGCUCAAGCCAACGAUGCAGACAAGCGCCGUGUCUUAGUUGACCGGUACGCUCGCUUCAAGUCGGGUGAGGUGGCCGGGAGAGCCGUGGUCCCUACCGCACCGAGCCUGCAUAGUAUGUCCGAACUCUCCCCAACGGCAUCCUCGGCUAGUGGUCGACGCGACCAUUAUACCGAGCCCUAUUCGGCACACGCACUUCCUGGUGAAGAGCUCGUCUCGGACCCCGCCGGCCGCAAGACCUGGCUGGGUACGCCUGCCGGCAAACCCAUGUUCAGACGUCUGCGUGAGAUUGUGCAUGGCAAGAAGAUCGACGGAACGCUUCCUGAGGACGCAGCUUUCACUGGUUGGUUCGCGUCCACUCGAAAGACGUACCCUUUCACCACCAUCUGGAGCCAUGACAACUUCAUCGACGAGAUCAUUGGCUUGUUACCCUCGGCGGAGGAGGCGGAGCUGCUCUACGAGUCCUUCAUCACCGAGAUCGGGUGCAUGUUCCAGGCCUGGCACGAGGGCAAUCUUCUGGCCGACUUCCGCGCAUUCUUCGCCUUGUCGGCCGCCGACAAGAAGACGCAGCCCCUCUCGCACUUGUCCCUUUUCAUCAUGAUCUGUGCGCUUGGCUCCAUGGUCCGAGCGAGCAGCAACGAGAUUAUGGGCGAGGGCAACGAGGGUUCGCCCACGUCCACUUCCCAGCGAAGUGAUAAGGGCGACUUGACUAGCAGCCGUCUCCAGAGCGAGCUGUACCUGUCUGCCGCUUAUCAGGCCCUGCGCCUGUGCUCGUUCCAGUCCAGCCCCACUAUUGCCACAGUGCAGUCCCAAUUCCUCGUUUGUGUGUACCUGCUCCACAGUGAAAGGGCCGCCGACUCUUGGGGCCUGACUGGAAGCCUGGUCAGGCAGUGCAUUGCCAUGGGCUUGCACGUCGAUCCGACUCACCUCGAUCCCAAGGUUAGCCAGAAGGAGGCGGAGAUCAAGCGACGUAUCUGGUGGUCUGUGGCUGGCCUCGACGCGCUUCUCUGCGUUUCGUUCGGUCGACCGACCAUGAUCAACUACUACACUUGUGCCCUGCCACAAGACGUGACCGAGGAGUCGCUGUCCGAGGAGACGGGUUCCGCAGUCCAGGCCAUGAUCCCUCCGCCCUCCAACGCACUGGGACCAGAGACCACCGACGAGACAUUCCACGCCGCGCUCUUCCAGCUCACGUUGCCAUCGGUUGAGCUGCUGAACCGUGUCUUCCACGUUUCGCCUCUCGUCGCGCGCAAUGCGUUCAUGGGUUGGUUCACGCCAUCCACCUUUGAGGAGCCCACCGUGCCUCCUACCGUGGUCGGCAACUCGUACGAGGAUGCCAUCCGACUCGGUCGCGACAUCUUCGACUGGUAUGACCACCUGCCCGAGGGCAUCAAGUUCGACCCCUCAAAAGACCUCGACCAGCUCCAAGGUCGUUCCGGCGUCCGCAUCAAUCAGACCCUUGCGCUGUGUGUCAAGACCUUCAUUCUUGUCCUCAUUCUCCACCGUCCCUACCUGCGAGCGGACCCCUCGGCGUACCCCGAGUCGUCGUCGCUCUGUGCUCGUUCUGCUCACAUCAUCCUCCAGGCGUACCACGCUAUGGCUCGGAGCAAGUCCACGAUUGCGUGGUCGUGGUGGACAAUGUCGUAUCGCGCCUUCCACGCCGGUACCGUGUGCGCCUUCCUUGCGAUCCGCGAGCCCGGAACCGCCCUUGCCGAACGCUGCCUUGCCGACCUCCGGUCUGCGAUUGCAAUCUUCGAAGAUCGAACUCAGAACUGGAACAUCUUGCACCCAGUCCAGUCCGACCUUUGCACUGGUCUCGUUCGGUUAGAGAAGCUGGCGACGGCGGCUGCGGCCACGUCGCCGGGCUUGGGGGUUGUGAGCCAACAAGGUGCGCACUCUUCGGCGAACGGCACUGGCGGUGCCGGCAACGGUCUUGGGACACCACAACUCCAGGACCAGCCUAUUUUCCCAGGCUUAUCGUUAGACCCACACUCGGUCCCUGCCUUCCCGAGUGCGAUGAACGCCGAGGACCACGAGCGCCAGCACAUGGGCGAGGGCUCGACCGGGUCGGCCAACAGCCCGCCAGGUCUACUCCGCCGCGAGUCCGGCCCCUUCUUACAGCCGUGGGCUUUACCCGAGAAACAGGUCAAUUGUCCCUACGGCCACACGGAGAGCCUGGCUCUGCCUCAGAUCUGGGCGUCCAUGUUCAACAUCAAGAUGGACGAGCCGGGCGUCAACGAAAGCAUGGGUCCGCCGCAAAUGCAGACGCAGCCCUCCGCCGUGUCGGCGCAUCCGCACUGA